AUGGCCGCGGCGACCCUUGAAGACAGCGACUAUGACGGCGACCAUCUCACGACCGCCAAGCGGGAUCAUUCCCCUUUCUCUCAGGACAAGAGAAAUGUUCUUCUCUCGACCGGUGGGACUCGUGUCUUCCCAACCAACGAAUCCCCGAAUCCACGUCAGCCGUUUUCCUCAGCCAACGGGCCCACGUGGCCGGAUAAGUCAUUCUCGCAGCCAAACCCAAACACAGAAGCCGCCGCAGCAGCCGCUACAGCCAAAGCCGCAGCGGAAGGGAUUCUGCCUCCUCUCGGUGCUACUGAAGCUAAGCAUAUACGACAUAGUCACCAGCUAAAUCACCCGCCGCAUCUUCACCACCCUAAAGCCGUCACACCGGAUGCUGACGUGGCCGCCGCGACCGCCAUCGCCGCUGCAGCCGUAGUUGGGCCUGCUGCUCCUGUCGCGUCACGUCCCGUGAAGCCGCUUAGUCAUCAUACCAAUGGCGGAACGGGUAGGUCUGGUGGGAGAGAAGGGGAGAUGGGGCAAGUCGCGCGAUUCAAGGAAGAGGUUGAGGACGAGGAGGACACGUCAUGCAGCAGCGAGUCCGCGAGAGCCGCCGGAUCUUCCGUGGGCUCCUGCGAGAGCACGUGCAUGCGAGUGCCACGUGGCGGGAUGGGGUUUGGCGCGGGAAUCGCGGAGAGCAGCGAGGAGCUGGACGAGUUGAGACUGGAAGUUGCGGAGUUGAGGCGACGAGUGGCGAGGCACGAGGAGGAGGCGAAGAAGCUGCGAGAUGAGGUGCUCUAUCUUCGCGCGUGCGGCUACGAGAUGCACUUAGCUAAGAGCCAGCAGCAGCAGGGGCGCGUUCUCACACCAGCGGCCAGCGCCUCACGGUUACCGUUCCAGGACGUGGGGAACCUCCCGGCAGCCGUGCCCGGGACCAUCUUAAACACGUUCGGUAAUCCCGAAAACGCGAUUUCGAGCUUAGAGAUGAUGAUGGGGAUGCGUGUAGCGGGGAUGGCGGAGAGCGCCGAGCUCAGGGGAGUUGGAACCGCAGGGGCAGGAGGAGCAGGAGUGGUGGGUGAGGGGCCGGCGGGAGAUCUAGCAGGAGCAGGAGUGGAAGCAGGGAAGGCAGGUCGAGGCGGGGAGCAGCACGCGCAGGGACAGAAGGAGAAUUGGGAGAACAGAGAGAAUAGACAGUCUGGGAAUGGAAUGGCCAGUGCUCCACUUGCAUCCCCUCCUCCGAUGCCAAUGCCGCCGAGGGGAGGCAGUGGAAGGGAGAACGGUUCGAAUGGGUUGAGCGGUUUGAACGGUUUCCAGGAACGAGCCAGUCCGCGAGGAACGGGUGGGGUGCAGGAGAGGGGGCGUGUGCAGGAUAGGGGGAGUGCAGGCGUGCGGGAUGCGAGGGGUAAUGCGAGUGGUGGUGAUGGGUUAUCCGUCCUGCCCCCCCUGUGGGCAUCUGAUUCCCCUUCGAAAGAGAACAGUCACAGGGAGGGCGGUGGGGGACGUGGUGCUGCUGGGGAAGCUGAUGUGGCAGUGGCUCCAGGAGCUCUUGCCUCUCCUCGUCCCGCUGCCACGUCAGCAUGCCCUGUCCUGCCAGCUCGGCCUGCCACGCCAGGAGCCGUCGCGCGGCCGCCAGUGUACAGCGGGCGAGCGAGUCUGGAGAAGAUGCGGCCGCCGCCUAUAAAGGGGAUGCCGCUGCCAUGGGAGUCGGUUGAUGACGUGGCGAAUCUGCAGGCUGGGAUUGGCUGUAAGAUUGAUGGAAGAGGUGGUGGUGGUGUUGUUGCUGCUGCUGCCGCUGCUGGAAAGGAGGGAAGGGUGUAUACCGGAGGAGAGGGGAUUGGAGAACAGGCGGAGCAGGGUAAGCAGGUGGGACAAGAGGAGGAGGGAGAGCAGGGUGUAGGCAGGAGUGUGGAGGCUGGGACGACUGUGGCGGGAGGUGUGGGGCUGGUAAGAUCAGGUUCGGGGAGCAGUGCGGUGAAGAGCGGUGGGAGGAGGAGCGGGCCUGCUUUGGUGUGGCGAGAGGUGAACGGAGAGGGUGUGUGGACGCUGGCUGGGAUGGAAGCGUCACAGGAACAGGAAAGCCAGAGUGCUGUGGGGCUAGGUUCUGCCAAUGCCCCUUGUGCUGCUGUGACUGAUUCUGCUGCUGGUGCUGUCAAUGCUGCUGGUAAUGCCACUCCUCAUGCUGCCGCUGGUGGUGGUGGUGGUGCUGCUGCUGCUGCUGCUGUUGUCGGUACAUCAGCAGUAGCAGCAGCAGGGGAGGAAUCAGGAGCAAAGACAGCAGCAGUUGCAGUAACCGAAAGGGUGACACAUGGAACAUCGGGAGAUGGCUCGGCAGUAAAAGCAUGGCUGGAUGGAACAGCAGGGGACCUGAUACAGUCACCCUCGAUAGACGAACCGGCAUGGGCGGUGGGCGUGUGGGACGAGGCAGGAGUGAGCGCGGAGCAGGGGGCACUGCAAGGGUAUUCACAAAUAGGGGGGACGUGUGAGAAUGAGUUGCAACUGCAUCCCACGAACCCUUUCCUCUCCCCUCCUGCUACAGACGCCUUUCUUUGGGAAGAGCAUGACGCUCCCUCUCCCAAUGCAGCAUCCGCGUUACAGGUGGACCCGUUAGAGGUAGCAGCAGCUGCUCCCGAAACAGAGUGCUAUCCGGCUGCAAACCGACCAACGCACGAGCAGCACCAGAAACAGCAGCAGCAGCAGCAGAUUGUGACAGAGGAGGUGCAGAUCCACCAGGGAGAGAAAGCUGAAGCGAGGGUGACAGGGAAGAGUGCAAUGAAGGGCGCUGCUCCUCGCACUGUUGCUAACGCCACACUCCCCGACACAACCCCCCGUGCCACGCCUCCCUCUGCCAUGCCCCCUGCCAUACCCCCAUCUGCUGCGCCUUCCGCAGCUGCCCCCACCACUCCCCUUGCUCACGCUAGUACCCCAACUCCCGGACUGGUCAAUCCCGCUUCGCCAGCUGGACUGCCAGCUGGACUGCCAGCGGGGCCGGAGGCGAAGCCAGCGCUGUGGGCGGCAGCAGUGGCAGCAGCGACAAUGAUGACCCCCACCGCCGCCCGGAUCUCGGACCUCCUCUUUGGCUCCUCCCCCCCUCCCUCUGGCUCCUCCCCCCUUCCCUCUGGUCCUUCUGACCCCAGCCCUCUCUCUGCCCCCUGUCCGCCCUCUGACAGUUUCUCUCUGGGUUUCUCAGGUGAACUCGACACGUAUGCAGCAGACGCAGCAGUGAACAGGCAGGGGGCACGUGCGACAAUGAUUGAGACGUUUCAAGACUACGCAGCAGCAGACAGGCAGGGGGCACGUGAACACAAUGUUACAGUUGUUUCAGCUGCCACAGCUGCUACAGCCGCGACUGCCGCUACAGCCGCGACUGCCGCUACAGAUGCUGCAGGCGCUACAGCCGGAGCAGCUGUGACGGGGUCAUCAGACGGCAGUAAGAUCUCUCUCUCUCUGGGCUCCCUCACCUCCCUCUCCUCCCCCUUCACCUCCCAGUCCCUUCCGCCCUCCUCGCCUGCCCUUAUGCCCCAUACCGCUGCCACCGCCUCCCCUGUCGCCACUGCUGCUGCUGCAGCUGCUGCUGCUGCCACUGCUGCUGCUGCCACUGCUGCCCUUACCUCCCCUCUUGGAUCUACCUCCCUCAGAUCAACCUCCCCUUUCAGCCAGUUGUACCCGCCCACAGCCACGAUCCACUCGCCCAAAUCUGCGCUGCGCUCCCCUGCAGGCAAGUCCACGCUGGUCAAACCUGCAUUGACCAAGCGUACCGUCUCCCCUAUAAGCAUGCUCGCUUCUCCGUUGAAGCGGCUGCUUGUGCCUGAUGGCAAGCGGAGCAGGUCUCCCUCCCCCACUGGCGGCUUACCUUCUCCUGCUGCCCCUCACUCUCCUUCCGCUGCUCUGCGCUCUCCUUUCGCUCCGCACUCUCCUGCUGCUCCGCGCUCUGCUGCUGCUCGUCUCUCUGCUGCUGUCGCGUCUGCUCGCUCACCCUCGCCUGUCACUCGGAGCCCGAGCCUGCCCCGGAGAUCGCCAAGCCUGAAGAAGGAGAAGAGGGGCGGGCGGCGGGCAGAUGGGGCUGAGGCGGACGCAGCAGGGAGGGCAGGAGAGAGAGACGCGCAAGGUGGGGCCGGGGGUGGGGUUGGGGAAGUGGAGGGGGUUAGGGUUCAAUCGAUUCUCUGCAAGAGCAAGUCGCCCAGGGAAGCUUCUGAGACGCCGCAGGUCACUGGUGGUGGGCAUGGUGGUGGUGGUGGUGCAAAGGCUGCGGGUGAGGUUGUGCACGAGGCGGCUAGAGAAGGCACAUGUGGUGCUGUUAAGGAGAGGGCAGAGGGCUCCCCUUGGAAUGCUGAUCAGCGUGCUGAGGAGGAUUUUAUUCGGAAAGAGGAUGCAGCGAGGAAAUGGGAGAAGGCUGUGGGGUUGGGCAGGAGGGAGGGAGGGGCGGAGGGGGAGGGUGAGGGGAAGAAGGAAAGGGCGUGGAGGAAGGGCAGUCCGUUUGGGAAGAGGCGAACAGUUGGAGCGGUGCAAGCUUCGGAGCGGCAGGAAGAUAAUUGUGGGGUGGUUGGAGAGCGAGGGGUGGAGGAACAAGAGACUUGUAAGGGGGAAGGACACAGGAGCCGGAAUCCGUUCUUCAGUGGGGAUGAAAGUAUGAGCCCUGAUGAGGGGGAUGCAGGUGCAGCUGAUUUGGAUAUGAAGGGACCUGAGAGGCUAGAGACUGUCACAUCAUUUUCAAAGCGAGGGGAUGUUAGGGCCGCUGGUGUCGUGCUAGGGGGCAGUUGGAGGCACUAA
Messenger RNA from Closterium sp. NIES-65, 4743 nucleotides. NCBI's taxonomy places the organism in Eukaryota, Viridiplantae, Streptophyta, Zygnematophyceae, Desmidiales, Closteriaceae. The record is from the annotation of a GenBank genome assembly.